Apis mellifera (honey bee) is the source of this 1979-nucleotide messenger RNA. RefSeq names its product hepatocyte nuclear factor 4-gamma (gene Hnf4). The transcript is spliced from 8 exons. Gene Ontology annotation, molecular function: zinc ion binding; nuclear steroid receptor activity; RNA polymerase II cis-regulatory region sequence-specific DNA binding. The coding region runs from base 561 to 1979 and encodes 472 amino acids. Gene Ontology annotation, cellular component: nucleus. Gene Ontology annotation, biological process: regulation of transcription by RNA polymerase II; cell differentiation; anatomical structure development. Lineage: Eukaryota; Metazoa; Arthropoda; Insecta; Hymenoptera; Apidae. The record is from RefSeq and is a predicted model, not a curated record.
CAUUCGAUCGGACUUGAUUGUCGCGGUGAAUAAAUGCGCUUGCGCAUUUUGUUAUUUCGUUUUAUACGCCUGCGCAUACCAUUACUUUUGGCGCACAAUUAAUAGAUUUGUUGAAUUAUCAAGAUAGGAUUGCGAAUUAUAAGUGAAAAUAAUCUGCGAUUCCGAUCUUGCGGUUUUUUCUUGAAACUAUUUAAACAAUAGUGUUUGUUAUUCAUAUAUUUUAUUCGGAAAUUGUUUGCAUUUUUCUAACUUUAACGAGUUUUCUAAUAGGUGAAUAUUAUUAUGUGAAGAGAAAGAUGCCGUUUUUUUCAUCAUAUUAUAGAUAAUAAACUUCUUCAUCUUCUAUUAAGAUGAUAAUUAUCUAUUCUUCACUGAAAAAAAGACAGAAAAAAAGAGAGAGAGGAUUAACAUAUCGUUUGAUAAUAAUGAACUAAUUAAAAAAAAUAUCUAUUAUGGCGGUUAUAUUUCGGAAAUAUUUAUCGAUUAGUAGUUUGAAGGUCUCAUGAAAUCAUUGGAUCCAUGCACACAUACAGUGAUAUUGCAUCUCUCAUAACUUUAAAAUGGAAGAUCAAUCGCAGAAUAAUAAAAGAUUAUCGAUAAGUCCUAUUUCAUCUUUCAUCGACGAUGCUGAUCUGAGCAUGGGUGCAGGCGCAGCUGGAGGCUCAGUUCUCACUUUGUCAGGAUCGGGAGUAGGUGGUGUACUUUCACAACAUUGUGCUAUCUGUGGUGAUCGCGCAACUGGAAAACAUUAUGGUGCUGCUUCUUGCGACGGUUGUAAGGGUUUCUUUCGACGAUCAGUUAGAAAAAAACAUGAAUACACUUGCAGAUUUAGUAGAAAUUGUAUAAUAGACAAAGACAAAAGGAACCAAUGUAGAUAUUGCAGAUUAAGAAAAUGUUUCAAGGCUGGCAUGAAAAUGGAAGCCGUACAAAAUGAAAGGGAUCGUAUAAGUUGUAGAAGGCCAAGUUACGAAGAACAAAGUAACAAUGGAAGUGGACUCUCUGUUGUUUCUCUUCUUCAAGCAGAAAUGCUCAGUAGACAAGUUGCCUCUCUUGAGCUAGGCAGUGAGAUCGACUUAAGCACGAAACAAAUUGCCAAUAUAAAUGAUGUUUGCGACAGUAUGAAGGAACAACUUCUUGUCUUGGUUCAAUGGGCUAAAUACAUACCAGCUUUUAGUGAGUUAACCCUUGACGAUCAAGUAGCCCUUCUGAGGGCACACGCAGGUGAACAUCUACUCUUAGGUGUUGCUAGACGCAGUAUGCAACUUCAGGAUGUUCUUCUUCUUGGAAAUAACUGUAUCAUCACCAAAAACUGCCCUGUUAUAUCAUUGUCCGCAGAGGGCCGUAAUCAGGAUUUGGACAUCAGCAAGGUUGGAAUCAGAGUAAUGGAUGAACUAGUAAAGCCCUUAAAUGAAGUGCAAAUCGAUGAUACAGAAUUUGCUUGUUUAAAGGCUAUUGUUUUUUUCGAUCCCAAUGCAAAAGGCUUAAGUGAACCACAACGAAUCAAGCAAUUGCGUUAUCAAAUUCAGAUCAACUUGGAGGAUUAUAUAAGUGAUCGACAAUAUGACAGUCGUGGUCGGUUUGGUGAGAUCCUCCUAACGUUACCAGCUCUGCAAUCCAUCUCUUGGCAAAUGAUUGAACAAAUUCAAUUUGUCAGACUAUUUGGAGUUGCACAUAUUGAUAAUUUGUUACAAGAAAUGCUUUUAGGUGGUGCAACAGCAGAAAUAAAUGGUGUUGCAACUCCAGUUCCAAUUUCAAAUGCCUCUGGUAGUUAUGUAAGCAGCAAUGAAAGUCCAAGUAGUCCUUUGACUCCAACCAAUGUACCUCCAUUAAGUCCUCAAGAUCAUAUGUUGGCUAGUGGAAGUCCUGUUAUAAUUUUGAGGGAUCUUACACCCAUUCAGAAUCAAGAAGAUGUAACUAGUGUGACUGGAUUUAGAAUGUUUAAACAGGAGCCUAGUCUUGAAAGUGAAUCAACAUUUUAA